Messenger RNA from Chondrus crispus (carragheen), 1026 nucleotides. RefSeq lists its product as hypothetical. Gene Ontology annotation, biological process: regulation of DNA-templated transcription. NCBI's taxonomy places the organism in Eukaryota, Rhodophyta, Florideophyceae, Gigartinales, Gigartinaceae. The transcript has a single exon. The record is from RefSeq and is a predicted model, not a curated record. Bases 1 to 1026 code for a protein of 341 amino acids.
AUGUACUGUACAAUACGGAUGGUGCACUUGAGAGAUGGGCCCCAAGAUUGCUGGUUGAUCCUCUCGAUGAGCACGGGGCACAUGCCCCGGUCACUUCUCGACAUUCGAUCCGGUCAAAAUUUACGAAUAUUUAAGACUUUCUAUGUCGUAUUGGAAGGCGCUCUCACCGGCUAUUGUGGUUGGGAACGAGACUAUUUCUCGCUUGAAGUGCCAUGCACUAGCACUGUCGGCGCAGGUGAACCUAGCUUCGCCGCUACCCUUGGCGCAUUGCACAGCAAGUCGCAAUCGCGUGAUCUCUUGCCGGUUCCAGAUUUUAUUUGCGAGACCCCGCUUUGCAAAAGGACUGAGUCCACGCUUGUUCUUUGCAGACAUCUCAUCAUGAAACGGGUCCGUGGCACCGUCUUUCACGUCCCUGUCGUCCAUGGCAGCUACGCCAAAUACUUGCAAGACCGCGGAACAGAAGCACGAAGUCACCACUGGACCGUGUACCUGCGACCGGUGAACAAUGCCGACAUAUCACAUUUCAUCCACCAUGUUGAUUUUGUUCUGCACGAGUCCUUCAACCCGCAGGUCCGACGUGUUACUGAGAUGCCGUACGAGGUCAGCGAGUAUGGCUGGGGUGAGUUUGAAAUCAUCAUCCGCGUUUUUUUCAACGACACUGCGGAAAAGCCUGUUGAUUUAUAUCACCCGCUUCGCCUGUUUGUCGAGCGUACCGAAGAACCAACUCUCGACCCGGUGAUCAGUGAGUUUUAUGACGAAAUCGUUUUCCAAGACCCGUCGGAAAAAUUGCUCGACAUGCUACAGACUACGCCACACGGGCCCCAGAUUCAGAUCAAACAAUCCAUGUACUCGGCUUACUUCAAGGAUUUCUCCAACGCUGAAAGCGUAGACCUCAAGAAAAUUGAAGAAGCCCGAAAACGGCUUCGCGAAGAAACCAUCAGGAAGCGGGAGCGCUACGAGAAGCUAGAUAUUGAACGCUCUGCACUCGUAAGGGAAAUAAACUCGAGAGGAGGGCGGACCACAUGA